AUGUUGGACAAUAUGGAUAUUGAUGGAACCGACGGAAAACCCUAUGUUCUUAUAGAGUCCGGAAAUAUACCUGUCACCAGAGGAAGUCGAUUCAACUCAUGUAAUAAUUUUAGAAAUAAUACUCAAGCCAUGCCUAUGAAUUUUAGCGAAUCUACGACAGGCGUUGUUUAUGAUAAACGAAUGCGAUAUCAUGGUAACAUUCACGAAGACGAACAUCACCCCGAAGAUCCAAGUAGGAUUUCUUCGAUCCAAAAAACCAUAUCAAAAGCCGGAUGUCUUGAAAAAUUAAUACCCAUAAAAGCCCGCGAAGUUACUCGUGAGGAAGCCUGUCUCGUACAUACCAUAGACUAUUGGAACUUUGUAAAUAAGACUGCAGAAAGGAGUGAAGCUGAAUUAGCAAAAUUAUCUGGAGAAUUUAAUUCUAUUUAUAUAAAUAGCGAGACAGCAUUUUGUGCUCGACUUUCUUGCGGUGGCGUAAUUGAAUUAUGUAAAGCUGUUAUUAAUGGAACCGUGACUAACGGAUUUGCAAAUGUGAGACCACCAGGACAUCACGCUGAAUUCGAUGAAGCUAUGGGAUUUUGUUUCUUUAAUAAUGUAUCUGUUGCAGCUCAGUGUUUGAAAAAAUAUCAUAAUGUAGAAAAAAUUUUUAUAUUUGACUGGGAUAUUCAUCACGGUAAUGGUACACAGAAAGCAUUUUACGACGAUCCUAAUGUGACUUAUUGUUCGAUGCAUCGAUAUGAGAACGCACAUUUUUAUCCUGGGGAUAAACAAGCUAGUCAUACUCAUGUUGGUGGGGAAGGUGCCAAAGGAAGAACCAUAAAUAUUCCUUGGCCUCGUGCUGGGAUGUAUGAUAGUGAUUAUAUAUACGCUUUCAACAAAGUAGUAAUGCCAAUUGCUUUCGAAUUUGAUCCCGAUAUUGUGAUCGUUUCUGCCGGAUUUGACGCCGCGGAAGGUGAUCCAAUUGGAGAAAAUCACGUGUCACCAGUAGCGUAUGGACACAUGACUCACAUGUUGAAAGCUUUAGCAGGAGGAAAACUUGUUCUUGCUUUAGAAGGUGGCUAUAAUUUGGAAUCCAUAUCAAAAUCUGCACUUGCAUGUGUGAAAGUUUUGCUCGGCGAACCCCCAGCUAGAUUAGGACCAAUCAUACCCAGUCAUGAUUGUAUCGAGACUAUUCAUCAGGUAAUUCGUGUACAAUCACGAUACUGGUCAUGCCUUACGCCGGAGCACGUUGACUAUUUAGAAGAUAAACCAGGAAAAUUCGUGGUACCUAUGACAGACAUGUUAAAACUUUAUCGAACACGAAUGUUAUAUCAAGAAUAUAAGAUGAUACCUGUACCUUUAGGUACUGAUAGACUACAAAGAAGAUUCGGGGAAUUAGCUUGUUGCAGGUGA
Molecule: messenger RNA, 1392 nt
Organism: Diversispora eburnea
Lineage: Eukaryota; Fungi; Glomeromycota; Glomeromycetes; Diversisporales; Diversisporaceae
Source: the annotation of a GenBank genome assembly